CGGCGCGGAGUGCGCAGGCGCGCGCCGCCGGGCCUGAAGUCUCGCGAGGGCGGGAAAUGGCGGGCGCCGCCUGAGGAGAAGGAGCGGCCCGUGACGGGGGGGGGUCGUCAGGGGUCGCGCCCGCCGCCGAGGCCUCCGGGGCGAAGACAUGGGUCCUGAGGCGGAGCGGGCGGGGAGCGCCCAGCCGGUGCUCCGCGUGAGCCAGCUGGACGCCCUGGAGCUGGACCGGGCCCUGGAGCAGCUGAUCUGCUCCCAGCUGACGCAGUGCUUCCACGGCUUCCAGCCCGGCCUCCUCGCCCGCUUCGAACCCGAAGUCAAGGCCCUCGUGGGGCUCCUCCUGUGGCGCUUCAGCGUCUACUCGCGGGACGCCACCGUGGGCCAGGGCAUCCUGGGCAUCCGCUACGACCGCGGCGGCCCCCUGAGCCGGCGCCAGAAACUGGGCUUCGCCGCCAGCGCCGUGGGCGGCCCCUGGCUGGAAGCCCGGGCCUUCGACCUGUGCCGCGCCCGCCGCCCGCUGCCCCCGGCUGGCCUCGGGCGCUGGGCCGGCCUGGCCGCGGGGCUGCUGAAGCUGGCCGGGCUGCUCAACUUCCUCCUCUUCCUCCGCGGCGGGCGGUUCGCCACGCUGACCGAGCGCCUGCUGGGCCUGCGCUCCGUCUUCGCCCGCCCGCAGGGCGCCCGCCAGCCGGCCUUCGACUACAUGAACCGGGAGCUGCUGUGGCACGGCUUCGCCGAGUUCCUCAUCUUCCUGUUGCCCCUCGUGAACGUCCAGAAGCUGAAGGCCAGGCUCCGGUCGUGGCGCUUCCCCGCAGCGAGGGAGACCCCCGGGCCCGAGGCCCCGGCCCCCCGAACCACCCGGGCCUGCGCCCUGUGCGGCCAGUGGCCCACCCUGCCCCACACCGUGGGCUGCCCGCACGUCUUCUGCUAUUACUGCAUCAAGACCAGCUGCCUGAUGGACGCCCGCUUCUCCUGCCCCGCGUGUGGAGCAGAGGCGCAAGACCUGCAGCCCCUCCGCUCCUCCAUCGAGAUGGAGGAAGUCUCCGGGCCGUAGAGGCCGGCACCUGGGCCGCCGACUGGACUCUCACCACGCGGCUGCUGACCCACCCGUCCGAGGGGGCUCGGUUUCCGGGCCGCCGUACGGCUCCAAUUUGUUCCUACCGCCCAUCUCGCCCGACCCGCGGCCUUCGAAAUAAAAUCGUG
Molecule: messenger RNA, 1197 nt
Organism: Tachyglossus aculeatus (Australian echidna)
Lineage: Eukaryota; Metazoa; Chordata; Mammalia; Monotremata; Tachyglossidae
Gene: PEX2
Product: peroxisomal biogenesis factor 2
Exons: 2
Coding region: 149-1048 (299 amino acids)
Biological process (GO): protein import into peroxisome matrix
Cellular component (GO): peroxisomal membrane
Molecular function (GO): zinc ion binding
Source: RefSeq, a predicted model, not a curated record